Prorocentrum cordatum is the source of this 5679-nucleotide messenger RNA. The record is from the annotation of a GenBank genome assembly. NCBI's taxonomy places the organism in Eukaryota, Dinophyceae, Prorocentrales, Prorocentraceae.
AUGACGCAGGACUGGAAGCACCAGCGCGCCUGGGAGCAGGCGACUGGGAGCAGCCACACUUCUCGUGGUCAUCCCGUCGGAGCUCAGCCAUGGCCGUGGAGGUCGGGAUCUCAGACGCGAAGACGCAGGACGUACGGGAAGAACGACGACCAGAGCUGGCAGCAGGACCGCGACGGCCACGACCAGUACGACGGCAACGCAAGCACCCGUCACAACAGCCACUGCCAGCAGCAAGACGCCAAGGACGAGCAUGCUCACCACUUCACCCACCACGGCGAAGACACCCACAAGAAAGGUUCACGGGCUCGCUCCACACAUCGCACAACGACACGGACGCAGAGCAGGAAGCACUACGGCGCGCACAACUUCUUCGACGGCUUCCAGUUCUCCAAGAAGCAGCGCGAGAUCCUCGACCAGGUCCUCCCUGCCGACGACGUGCGCAUGCAGUCCCACGAGAGCUUCUCCACGCCCCCGCUGGAGGAGGACAUGCGCCGCCUUUGGGUGACAACCAAGCGCGGACGCAUCGCUCGGUUGGCAGACCAAGCUCAGGGCGCACGCGCCGUCGGCGUCGACGAUGCCAAGAUCGUCGCAGAGCUGUCUGUCAACAAGGCAAUGCUCCUCCUCACGUUGUCUCCCGACGAGCGGGUGCACUACUACCGCCGAUGCAUCGACACCACGGUCAGGCGAAAGAAUGCGCUCAAGGACGACAUCAGGAAGAUGCAGACCGAGCUCGACAACACGGAGGGCAGCUUGAGGAUACUACGGGCUCUACUACAGGAGUCGAAGUCUAAGAGGGACGACGCCACACCCGACCUCGAGUACGACGACUUCUACAGCGACAACGACGAGAGCGAGAAGGAGAAGCGCAUCCACCGCGAGAUCGAAGGCGCCCUCACCGCGAUCAUCCCAGGCCCCUACGAGCUGCCUCACCCACACGCCGACAUCUACCUCGAGCAGGCGACUAGCCAUUUUGGCUCGCAGGCGCCCGACCUGCACGACGUCACGGUCACCACAACUAGCCAUGUUGGCUCUAUGCAUGCACGGAAAUUCAACGGCUCCGACGUCCACAACGAGACGCCCGAGUACCACAGCGCGAUCACGAUAGACUACUUCCCUGGGAUCGAGGAUACCUUCCUCGAUAACAGCAGCGAGAUGGAUAGCGGCAACUUCCACCUCGAUGACGACGCCAUUCGCACGCGGCUUCUGGCACGAGCCUUCAGCAGCAUCGUCAGCAAGAGCCACAACAUGAAGUUGAACGACCGCAGCACCACCAACACCACAGGCGAGAUCAUGGCCAUCGUGCAGGCUCUCAUGUGGUCCAUCGCCGUCGCCGAGCCGCAACCUAUCUGUAUCCACACCGACUGCGAGACGGCCAUCAACAUAUGCAUGGGACGCGCCACAGCAUCAGCAGACGAACAUCUUGCGAGAUUCAUGAAGGUCAUCUUCGACACACUCAAGAACGAAAACGACAUCACCUUGCAUCACGUCCCGAGUCACGAAGGCAUGCCGUGGAACGAGCUCGCCGACGGAAUCUCAAAGAGGACACGCAAGCGCUACGAGAGAGGCCACGACUACGACACCAUCCCGCACAACUUCAGAGACAUCAUUGCGGACACAAAGUACUACCAAUGGGAGUCGAUCCUCCAGCCUGAUCAUCCCGAUCGAGCAGCUUACCCACUACGCGAAGGUGCCACCUUACGCUUUGGAUUACCAACUCGGAAUGCUAGUGUUCGACACCUCAUGGCGCCUAAGACGGUCUCUGCCAAAGAAACCAAGAUCGAGCUCUCCAUUGCAACCUACAACGCCGAGAGUGUCAGAGAGUCCGACGCUCAGCAGCAGAAGAAGUUCACAAAGGCAGCUCGGCUUGCACACCAGUGGCGGGGACCCUUGCUUCGACGACAAUUUCAAGAAAAGCGACUCCACAUCAUCGGCAUUCAGGAGGCGCGCAACGAACGACGUACAACAACUGGGAAUGGAUACUUCAUCAUCAGCAGCCCGCACGACCACUACAACGCUGGAUGUGAGCUAUGGAUCAACGUGGAGGAGCCCUACGCCUACAACAAGGACGGCCCACAGCACUUCGAGCCCAGACACUGCCACGUUCUCAUCAGUGAGCCAAGGAUCCUCAUCGUCAAAGUCACUACGGACUGCAUCAAUACCACCAUUUGUGUAUUUCAUGCUCCUCACAGCAAGAAAGGUCCUCAAGAACGACAAGACUUUUGGCAGCGACUACAGAAGCUCGUACAACAGCACAGACCCAACCUCAUGCUCGCCGACGCCAACGGCCGACUUGGAAGCGUGCAGUCGACAUCUGUUGGACCUGCUGGACUCUCCCAGACCGAGGACAGCAACGGCAAGGAACUUCACGAGAUAGCAGCCGCAGGGCACUACGUCAUCGCCAACACCGUGAUCUCCAACGGCGACGAGCACCACACGUGGACAGACGCAUAUGGGCACAAGCAUCGCAUCGACUACAUCAUCGCGGACGAUACGCUCAUCAGCCACAUCACCGACGUCAAGACAUUGGCCGACAUUGAGACCAUGAAGAAACACCGACAAGGGCAGCAUCACCGCGAGGAUCACCUGCCAGUUACAGCUCGAGCCUGCUGGACCGUGCGGCACACUGCGCCAAAGCAGCUCUUCCCGAAGAUCGACAAGCACCAGCUCAAUGACGAGAAGGCCGUCGAGACCUUCAAGAUGCACCUGGACGCUACUGUCUUACCGUCAUGGGGGACGGACUACGAUGAGCACAUCCACCAGUACAUGCUGACCAUCAUGGACGCAGCGACCUCAGCGUUCAAAAGAAGCGGGAAGAAGAAAUACCAGGAGUACAUCUCAGAGACCACGCUCGACUUUGUCCUCAGCCGACGGAAGUUCAUGAAGCUCCUCCGUAAGGCAACAACACAUGGAGCGACAGCUAGCACGACAAAGCGCAGAAUCCAAAGGCUCAUCAACGACAUCCACAACGACCCGACCCUUCAGAUGACUCCCGAGGCGAUCCACACUACUUACUGCGAGACUUACAUGCUCAACUACGCUGCAGCGAAUUUCCCUUACAACCCUGACUAUCAUGGGUUUUUACAACACGUACGGCACUGGAUCGACGCCACGAGAAAAGUAAUCGUCAAGAUGACCGACAGGGACUACGACGCGUUCUUGGAAGAGCAAGCACAAAAGGCAAUGGAUGCAAAGCGCACUGGCGACACGUACACCGAGUGGAAGUACACCAAGAAGCUCCUGCUAUUCGGCGGCCGCAAGAGACGUAAGCGGCAAGCAUACCCCAUGAUGAACGCAGCAGACGGCACUGUCCUCGACAGCUCCACGAGCAAGGCCGACGCAGCCACACGCCACUUCGGACACAACGAAGCAGCCGACAUCCUCUCCGCUCAGGACGUGGUUGACAGAUACAACGCCAAGGAGGACAGGACCGACCCAGCUCAGCCCAGGAGAACGCGCCACGUCAACAACUUCGCCAGCAUCUACGAGCUCACCGACAUCCUUCACAAAGCGAGACCUCACCGCGCACCAGGACCAGAUCGUGUAUCCGACGACUUCUCCAAGAUCGCCCCACGGCAGAUGGCCCGACACAUGCAUCCGAUCAUCACCAAAGCGGCGCUCUUCUGCAGGGAGGGCGUAGCUCUCAAGGGGUCCAGGAUGACGUACUUCUGGAAGGGCAAAGGCAGCGAGGAGGACCUGAACAACCAACGGUCAAUCACGUUAGCCAACACCGUCAUCAAGCACCACUACAGAUACAUCAGACAAUGCAUGAAGGACCUCAUCCCCACGAUGCUCUUCUCCACUCAGACGGGAGGCCGACACCACUACAGCACGGACAUCAACCACAUGACGAUGCGGCUCCUAUCCAACACCGCCUACCACUUGAAGCACGACAUGGUCAUCAUCAUGAUAGACUUGAAAGCAGCCUUCCACAAGGUAGUCAACCAGCUCGUGUACAACUUCACCCAGACCAAGGAGCAGCUGGACGACCUUCUCGCCCACAUCGACAUCCCCCAUGUCAUGCUUCCCGCGAUUGAGGCCCUCAUGACCGACAACGGCAUUGUCAACCAACACGUGGACAACCAACACAUUGUCGACAUGCUCACAGAGGCACACACUGGGACUUGGUUCUAUAUCGACGACCAGUGCAGCUACGCAGCACCACGACUUGGUACACGCCCUGGCGUACCAACAGCCGACUUCACAUUCAACAUGCUCAUGGCGGACGUCACGCGAGACUACCACGACCACGCCGUCGAGGAUGGAGCGACUUUCGACAUACCGCAUGCCCCACCACGUCUCCGAGCUUGCGACCACAACGCCACACUGUCCUCUACAUCCUUCGUAGACGACGUCAAGGCGGCUGCAUCCACGGCAGACGGCACCAUGAUCCAUGCACUCAUCACCAAGAUGUGGGGACAUCUCAUACGCGCGACACUGCGAAGAGGCCUCCCGAUCAACACCAAGAAGUCCAGCUUCAUCGUCUACCCCAACACCGUCGCAGGCAAAAGAGCUACACGGACCAUGAUACGGGACAACCACAGCAUCACCGACAUGGGGCUCUGCGUCACCAUCGCUAGAAGCACCAAGCUGCUGGGCGCGAUGUUCAACGACAGGAACGACAUGGGCCAGGAGACGGCAGCACGCACCAUCGCGCUACGCGAGACAACAGGCCCACUCCGACGCACCUUGUUCCAACGACAAGCCAUCUCCAUCCAGACUAAGAUCCACUACCUCGAGUCAUUCGGCUAUUCAAGACUGCUAUUUAACGCGGGGACAUGGCUCAUCACAACAGCGCGGGACUACCACAGGAUCAACACAGCCUACGUCACUGCGGCUCGACAGGCAAUAGGAAUUACGCACAAGGCCAUGAAGGACAAGCACAUCACCAACGAGCAGAUACUGGCACGUGCUCAACUACCGAACCUCGAAGACCGACUACGAUGGCUACGACUGCGAGAACUUUUGCGACUCAUAAAAGGAUGCCCGUACGAAACGCAGGCACUCAUUGACUACGACAUCGAAGCCAACGGCACCUGGACGCAAACCAUCAACAACGACAUCCACACAUGCCGACAGCACUGCGACGGCACCCGCAUCACCACCGCACCCAAGGACAUCAUCGACUUCAUCAAGGCUGCACGCAACGACAUGCACACGGUCAAGUCUUUUAUCACGAGCACCUACAAGCGCGCACAAGACUCAUCCUCCGACCGAGCAGCGCAGGACCAGCUGCGGGCAGACCUAUCGCUAACGGCAACAGCACUGGGAGUGCCGCCACUACCCCGACAAGCAGGAACCACGACACCAGCACCAGCCAGAGUUAUGUGUUACCAUUGCGGUGCUACAUUCAAGACCAAAGCAGCACACAACAAGCAUGUCUACGCCGUCCACCAGGACAAGCACACCAUAGACAACUACAUCGUCGGCGACACAUGCCAGGUAUGCUUGAAGUACUUCUACACCGCGAACAGACUUACCAAACACGUCAAGUCGUCACACCAGUGUGCAGCCACACUGAUGCAGUUCGGAGCGAAGCCGCCAACAGAAGACAUCGACGCGCACAAGGAGGAGGACGACCGAUACGGCGGACACAUGGGCGACUUCUGCGGCCCCCCGAACGACAACCACGGCGAGCACCACCCCGCGGAGUACAGGUUGGUGACCACCCCCUCGCGGUGA